Molecule: messenger RNA, 5407 nt
Organism: Bacillus rossius redtenbacheri
Lineage: Eukaryota; Metazoa; Arthropoda; Insecta; Phasmatodea; Bacillidae
Product: ras GTPase-activating-like protein IQGAP1
Exons: 33
Coding region: 185-5116 (1643 amino acids)
Biological process (GO): mitotic actomyosin contractile ring assembly actin filament organization; regulation of GTPase activity
Cellular component (GO): cell cortex
Molecular function (GO): GTPase activator activity; calmodulin binding; actin filament binding
Source: RefSeq, a predicted model, not a curated record
UUUUGCAAUAAGUUCAUGGUACAAAUGAAGUACAAAUAUAUGAAACUGACAUUUGGUUGACUACUGUUUGCGUUAGGCUAAGUCGGGGUUCUAUAGCGAGUGGAUUGUGAUGGUGUCAAGCGUAGAGAUCAGUAGUAUAAGUUAAUCAUUGCUUACGAAGACAAAUGAUUCGAUAAAAGUGAAAAUGGCCUGUUCAUAUACGGUAGGGACUCCAGUUGUACGAAUUAGCAAUGGCACUUCAGAUGACAGACUGCUGAAAAACAAAUGUAACGAGAAUUUGGAACCACGUUAUGGCAGUCUUCAAGAUCCUAGACAUUCUGGCGAAGAAAUGGAUGAAAUCCGACAAAAGAAUUUAGCCUAUGAAUAUUUAUGUCACCUUGAAGAAGCAAAGAUCUGGCUGGAGGCUGUUCUAAAGGAACAACUUCCACCGCCAACAGAACUGGAAGAAAGUCUAAGGAACGGCGUUUACCUGGCCAAACUGGGCCACUUGGUUGCUCCGGAAACUGUGCCGCUGUCGAAGAUAUUCGACACCGAACAGAAGCGCUACAGAGUGGCCGGGCUGCAGUUCCGCCACACUGACAACAUCAACUACUGGCUCAAGUCUCUGGAGUCGGUGGAGCUACCGCUGACGUUCCACCCGGAAACCACGGACGUGUACGAGAAGAAGAACAUGCCACGCGUCAUCUACUGCAUCCACGCCCUGAGCACGCACCUGUUCAAGCUGGGCCAGGCCCCCCUCAUCCAGGAUCUGUACGGCAAGGUCGACUUCACAGACGAGCAGAUCUCGGCAGUCAGCCAGGAGCUGAGGAAGUGCGGCCAGCAGAUGCCGUCCUUCCAGAAGAUCGGGGGCAUCCUGUCGCGCGGCGCCAGCGGGGACGAGGGGGCGCUGCACGCUGCGGCCCGGGCCAUCAACGACGCCGUUGACAAGCAGGACUCGGAACAGCUCCGUGCCGCGCUGCGCUCCCCAGCGGCCGUGCUGCAACACGUACAGGAGGAGCUGGCGAGCUGCUACCUCGACGUGCUGGCGCAGGCCAGGGCAGACAAGGUCCAGGUCGCGGCCAACAAGUCACUGAGCGACAGCUUCAUUCCCGACGUCUACGAUGAGCUGCUAACGUUGGCUGAAAUCCAAGGACACAUCACCUCAGUGAAUGUGACUGCCGCGUGGUGCGAUGCUGUGGAUGCCGUCCAGAAGCGAGACGAAGCAGCGCUGUGUCGAGUGUUGGCGUCCCCAGCCUUGCUGCUCAAGGACGUCCAGAGCGGCAACGCGCCGUGCUACCUGGAGGAGUUCGGCAGCGCGACGGGGGAGCCGUGCAGUGAGCUGGUGACGGGCGAGCAGCGCGAGAAGCUGCAGGCCGUCGUGUGCCGCGGGAACUACGUCGCCCGGAACCAGCACGUCUGUGGAGAGGCCCUGGCGAAGGUCAAUGCCGCCCUGCGUGAAGGCUCGUCGCAGGACCUGCUCGCUGCCCUCGGCGACCCGGUCCUGAGACUGCCCGGCGUCAGCGAGUUCGCCGCGCCGCUCUACCUGGAGGAGAUGCGUGUGGACCGGCUCGACCUGGGGAAAGACCUGGUGUUGUCUGACGUGGAGUCUGCGGUCCGGGUGCUCAACUCGGUCGCUGCGAUCACGCGGGCUGUGGACGUUGGCAGCCCUGACCUCACCUGGGAGGCCCUCUGCAACCCCGCAUUGUACUUUGUAGAGCUGGACGAGGCCUUCAGGGUGAAGUACUACCUGGGGCUGAAGGCGGUGCGCGAUGACAAGGUGGCAGGAGGCUGUGCCUGCCCCCUGCUCACGUACCUCGACGUGCAGGAGUGCAUCGACACGGUCAACCAGCUGUUUGAGGACCAGGGCCAGUUGAUCGCGUGGCUGCACCAGCUGAGUGCAGCGGUGAGGCAGGGUGACCCCGGGGCCUGUCUCUCUGCGCUCACCGACCCUCCUUCGAAGCUGGCCGGCCAUGUCACUCGGGACAACAUCCCCCUCUACUUGCAGCUGCUCAAGUGCAAGCUGGAGGGCAAGCCAGAGGGGGCGGAGCUGUGGCUGGAGGACCUCGAGGCCGUGGCCGGCGAGGCGGCCGAGGAGACCCGCAGCGUGGAGGCGGUGGCGAGGUCGCUGGCAGCGAUGGACCGCGCGCUGACCCGGGACGACGCCCGGCUCCUGGAGCAGUCCCUGCGGGAGAUGAGCGUUGCUGCCCCGGUCUCCCAGCGCGUCUCCGCACGCCUCUUCCACACGCUCAAGGAGUGUCGGCGCAGGAAGGAAGGGAAGUACUCUUGCGACUGGGUGUGCCACCACACGCGGCGUGGCGUGGCUGCCUUCGUAGACGUGCGGUCCGGCAAGUACCAGUGGGAGAAGCCGCGGGAGUUCCUCUCUGGCUCCAGGUUCCUCGGCGUCAAGGACGUGAAGAGCGUCCUCGGCUACGUGACGGCCGUGUGCGAGAACAAGGCCGCGGAGAAGGCGGUGGUCCGACUGCAAGCCUGCGCUCGGGGCUUGCUGGCGCGGAGGAGGCUGGCCGCCCGGCGGGAACACUUCCAGCGGAACAUCCGCAGCAUCGUCAAGAUACAGGCCUGGUGGAGGGGAGUCCGCGACAGGCGUCUGUACCAGAAAUGUCUUGAGGAAAGAGAGAAAGAAAAGGGCAAAACAAUUGAAUCGUGCAACUACAAUAUGGAUUGGUAUCAGCGUCAGGAGCGGAAGGUGGUGAAGGUGCAAGCCCUGUGGCGCGGUCGCCGGACGAGGCGUGUGUUCCGCUCCUUGCUGCGCCACCCCCGCCCCUCGCUGCCCGUCGUGCGUCACUUCGUGCACCUGCUCGAGUGCACGCCCCACGACUACCAGUGCGACUUGCAGCUGCAGGCCCUGCGGGGAGAGGUGGUCCAGGCCAUCAGACACAACCAGGAGCUGGCCCGACAGCUCGACGCCAUGGACAUCAAGAUAGGGCUCCUGGUGCACAACAGGAUAACCCUGCAGGACGUGGUGGCCCACGGCACGACGCUGAACGACCUGGCGAGGCAGGGCCAGGGCGGGCGGGCGUCGCUAGGCCCGGACGUGAGCGUGAAGGGCCUCAAGUCCCUGACGCGGGAGGGUCGCAGGAAGCUGGACCACUACCAGCAGCUGUUCUACCUGCUGCAGACCAGCCCCGCCUACUUCUCCCGCCUGAUAGUGUGCCUGCCCCAGGGGUACUUCUCCAAGUACCUGCAGGACGCCAUCUUCGCGCUCUUCAACUACGGGGCCAACCAGCGCGGCCAGUACCUCUUCCUGAAGCUGCUGGAGGGCGCCCUGCACGAGGAGGUCAGGUACAAGUUUGAGAAGCUGUCGGACGUGAUGAGCGGCAACUCGAUGGUGUUGAAGCUAGCCACCAACUACACGAGGCAAAACGCAGCCCAGAACUCCCUCCGCAGCAUGUUGGGACCUCUCGUUGAGCAUGUGUUGGGGAACAGGUCCCUCAUUAUUGAAACCAAUCCGGUGGAGAUCUACAAGUUCUGGAGGAACGGCAUUGAAAUGGAAACCGGCAGAGUGUCAGAGCUGCCGGAGAAGGUGACGACCAAUGAGGCGCUGGCCCACGCAGAGGUCCGUGCGCGCCUGGCCCGGUCCCUGGAGGCUCUGCGCGCCAACACACUCAUGUUCCUGGACCGCAUCACAGAGUCCCUGCACCUCAUCCCGUACGGGAUGCUGUUCGUGUCCCGGGUGCUGAAGGAGGCCCUGCAGCUCAAGUUCGACCAGUGUCAGGAGAAGGACAUCCUCAAGGUGGUGGGCAACCUGAUCUACUACCAGUACAUCAACAGCGCCAUCGUAGCCCCGGAUGCGUACGACAUCGUGGACGUGACCAUGGACAACUCCUUGGACAUGGCGCAGCGCCGGAACCUGGCCAGCAUCGCCAAGAUCCUGCAGUUCGCCGCCACCAAGAAGGGGUACGGGGAGGAGUGCCACUACCUGACCUGCCUCAACCCCUUCAUCGUGGAGUGCCACGAGCGCUUCAAGCAGUUCUUCAGGCGGUGCUGCGCGGUGGAGGGGCUGGACGAGUACUUCCACAUGCACGAGUUCACCGAGGCCAUGCUCAUAUCGCAGCCCACGGCCGAGCUGUCCCUGCAGGAGAUCUGCAACAUCCACAAGCUGCUGCUGCAGUACCAGGACCAGAUAGCGCCGGACCCCAUGGACCCCCUGUGCGAGCUGCUGGAGGACCUGGGCCCCGACCCGUCCGUGGCCGCGCUGCUCGACCGGCCGGAGAGCGACCCCGCGCUGCAGUUCCUCGGCCGGACCGUGGUGUGCCUGACCCUGGUCAACAGGCACCAGCUGCCCGCCAGCGACGACACCGACGUCAACCAGCUCUUCAUCAGGGCGAAGGAGCUGCUGGUGAGCGUGCUGCCGUGUCUGCACGGCUCCACGCUGCCCGAGGCCCUCGGCCAGAGCGAGACCGAGGCCCAGCAGAGGACGUUCGAGCAGCUGCUGUCCCGGCGCGCCAGGCUGUACGAGCAGGGCCAGGCGGGCCGCUUCACCAGCCUUGGGGGCAGUCUGUGGGAGAGCAAGCAGAGGCUGCGCACCAUGCUGCAGCGCCUGGAGCUGGAGGGGCUGGUCUCCCGGGACGACGGCUACCAGCAGCUGCUCUCCGCCGUCGCCCAGGACAUCUGCAAGAACGGCCACUACAGGGACGCCCGCCGCCGGGAGAUGGAGACUCUGAGGGACGCCAAGCGCGGGCUGCAGCUGAAGGGCAGCUUCUACCAGGAGCAGGUGGCCUUCUACAACCAGUACCUGCAGCGCUGCCUCGAGAACAUGAACGCAGGCAAGAGGCAGGUGCACUCGCUGAGACGGCCCGGCCGCAUGAAGAGCCGCCCCACGCUCAAGUACUCGGCGGCCAAGCUGCACGAGAAGGGCGUGCUGCUGGAGGUGCAGGGCCUGCCAACCUCGCAGCUCAAGAACGUGCAGUUCGAGAUUGCCCCGACCGACAGCAACGGCGUGUUCACCGUCACGGGCAAGUUCAUGGGCGUGCAGAUGGAGAAGGUGGAGCUGGACAUCCAGGACCUGCUGCAGCUGCAGUUCGAGGGCGCCACCAACAUGGACAUGUUCGGCAAGGCCCGCAUCAACGUCAACCUGCUGCUGUUCCUCCUCAACAGCAAGUUCUAUGGCAAGGCGUGACUGUACUUACAUCGCGUGGGCCUGUGUCCAACUGUUUCAGAAGACAAUUUAAUAUUUUUUAUAUACAUUAAUGUAAUUUUUUGAAGAAUUUUCACAAUUAUUUUUAUUUGCCCUUGAAAGGUUGCCACAUAGCCUUCCUUCCUGAAAUUCUAUACCUUAUGUCACAAUGAUCACAUAUAAGCCUGUAGAGUUUUUAAAAUAGGUUUGUACUUUUAUACAUGUUUUAUUUUAAUACUUAAGUUUUGCACUAUAUGCCAAUACUCAAUAAACGCAUUGAUUAAAUACAAAAAA